Messenger RNA from Rhipicephalus sanguineus (brown dog tick), 687 nucleotides. Its product is annotated as cytochrome P450 3A24-like. The transcript has 6 exons. The coding region runs from base 1 to 687 and encodes 228 amino acids. The record is from RefSeq and is a predicted model, not a curated record. Lineage: Eukaryota; Metazoa; Arthropoda; Arachnida; Ixodida; Ixodidae. Gene Ontology annotation, molecular function: oxidoreductase activity, acting on paired donors, with incorporation or reduction of molecular oxygen; iron ion binding; heme binding.
AUGGCGCCGCUUGAGGCGAUGCAGGCCCUUCUAUGGCGCAAAAAGAAAUUCUCGUACCUUGCGAAACUGGGUGUGCCAGGUCCUGAACCGAGCGUGCUUUUUGGAAACCUCCUGGAGAUCAAAAGGCGGAAUGUAUUCGAGGUCGAACCAUUACCGGACUAUCGUCAUAAGCUGAUUGUCACUGCCCCCUUAAGCCGCUGGCGGGAGAUACGGGCAGUGCUCAGUCCAGCCUUCACCAUCAGCAAGUUGUCUCAGAUGUUUGUCAUCAUGGACAAGUGCAGCGACACCAUGAUCCGGAAGCUCGAAGAGAAGCGGACAGCCGCCCCUUCCGUGGAGAUGACUUCAGCCUUACGACGUGCCACCAUCGACACCAUGUUCAAGGCGGGCUAUGGUGUCGACCUCAAGGUUCAAGACAGCCCACCCGGGGGAUUCUUCGACCAGCUGGGCAUAGGGGCUGAUCGGCUAUUGCGGAGCGUGCCCCUCAGCGGCGUGAGCUUCUUCGCCAACUGCUUCCCGGAGUUCUACCACUUAUGGUAUCUACUCACUUGGCUGACGUCACGACUCGCGAGGCCCUACUUCAUGGUGACUACGUCAGUGAUCGCCCCUGUCUUGAGUAAAAGGAAGGCAGCGAAUCUGAAACCUUCCAUCUUCUGUUCCCACGAUGUGGCCCUGGGAGCCACUUCCUGA